CUCAACCGGCAGCCCCUCGCGCGCCGCACACUCUCCAUCAAUCUCGCAACCUCACGCCUGGCACCCCAUGGCGUAUCCCGGACAGGGCCACGGCUCGCAUGGCGGCGGCGGCCAGUACGGUGCGCCUCAGGGCUUUCCCCAGCCCGGCGGCUACGGUCCGCCGCAAGGCUACGCUCCUCCUCCGCAGGGCUACCCUCAACCCGGCUACGGCGGCUACCCGCAGCCUGGCCCGCCGCCGCCGCAGCAGAUGCAGGGCGGCUAUGGCGGCGGCUACGGCGCGCCGCCGCACCCGCCGCCGCCGCAGGGCCAGUACGGCGCGCCGCAGCACUACGGCCAGCAGCAGGGCCGCCAGCAGGUGCCGCAGGGCUACCAGCACAUGCAGACCAACUUCAACGUGCCGCAGGGCGUGCAGCAGAACGGCAACCAGCGCUUCCAGUACUCGUCGAUGAACGGCAAGCGCAAGGCGCUGCUCAUCGGCAUCAACUACGCCGGCACGCGCGCCGAGCUGCGUGGCUGCUGGAACGACGUCGAGAACAUGAAGCAGUUCAUCAUGCGGCGAGGAUACAAGGCGGAAGACAUGGUGGUGCUCACGGACCAGUCGCGCGACCCGCGGUCGAUCCCGACACGCCAGAACAUGACGGCGGCGAUGAACUGGCUCGUGCGCGGCGCCUCGGCUGGCGAUGCGCUCUUCUUCCACUACUCGGGCCACGGUGGCCAGGCCAAGGCAUCGCAGGGCGACGAGGCCGACGGCAUGAACGAGACGGUGCUGCCGCUGGACUAUGAGCGGGCAGGACAGAUGGAGGACGAUGAACUGCACGCCAUCAUGGUGCGCCCCCUGCCGCUCGGCUGCCGUCUUACUGCGCUGUUCGACUCCUGCCACUCUGGCACGGCGCUCGACCUGCCGUACGUCUACACGACGUCGGGCAACAUCAAGGAGCCGAACGUUGUGGCAGGCCUCGGCAAGGGUCUGAUGGGCGCCGGCAUGUCGUACGCGCGCGGCGAUGUCGGCGGCAUGAUCAAGGGUCUGAUGAGCACCUUCAAGGAAGCCACGGGCUCGAGCGGUGCAGAGCAAGUGACGAAGGAGACGCGCUCCAGCGGCGCCGACGUCGUGAUGCUCUCCGGCUCCAAAGACUCGCAGACGUCGGCAGACGCCACGAUUGCGGGCAAGGCGACGGGCGCCAUGUCCUAUGCGUUCGUCAAGGUGAUGAACGAGUACCCGCAGCUCUCGUACUUGCAGCUCCUCAACGCCACCCGAGACGUCCUCGUGGAGAAGUACAGCCAGAAGCCGCAGCUCUCGUCGUCGCACCCCAUGGAUCUCAACCUGCUCUUCGUCAUCUGAGCAGGCAUGACUUGCCCACGCUGUCUCUUGUUCUCUGUCUUGUACUCCUCCCUUCUUCCGAGAACGCCAUGCUAUGUCUCUCCGCAG
Tilletiopsis washingtonensis is the source of this 1426-nucleotide messenger RNA. RefSeq lists its product as hypothetical. Gene Ontology annotation, biological process: proteolysis. The record is from RefSeq and is a predicted model, not a curated record. Bases 68 to 1339 code for a protein of 423 amino acids. The transcript is spliced from 13 exons. Lineage: Eukaryota; Fungi; Basidiomycota; Exobasidiomycetes; Entylomatales. Gene Ontology annotation, molecular function: cysteine-type endopeptidase activity.